GAGAGAGAGUAGUGUAUCUGUAAUUGUGUAUAUUGGAUUUAGUAAUAAAAAUCAUAUGUGUGUGCGCGACUGCGUAUUGUUGCCUUGCUCCUUUGCCAACCUCCUCUCAUCAUUCAAACUUUCCUCCUCCCUAAGUCUCCUCUUCUCCAACAACUUUUGACGCACGACUCCACUGAGAAAACAACAUGGCUGCUCCCACCUCCAUCUCCUCCGCCUCCCUCACCACCUCAUUCCCCCCUCACUCUCACAACAAACUCUCUAAUCCCUCCUCCUCCUCUCUCCGCCUUUCCUUCUCCUAUUCCUCCCUUUCCCUCCAAACACUCUCCCUCUCCUCCAAUUUCAACAUCCCCAAUCCACGCUCCUCCACCAUUCUCAAUGUUCUCAAGACCCUCCACGACUCUCAAUUGCUGUCCCAGUCCCGAGAUCCGGAUCCGCUUCUCCAAUCUCAGAAGCCUACUAUUUUGGUCUCCGAGAAACUCGGAGAAGCUGGCCUCCAUUUGCUUCGUGGAUUCGGCAAUGUUGAGUGUUUGUACAAUUUGUCGCAGGAGGAUUUGUGCUCCAAGAUCGCCGAGUGCGACGCUCUGAUUGUGCGGAGUGGGACCAAGGUGACGCGCCAGGUGUUUGAAGCAGCCCAGGGCAGGCUCAAGGUCGUCGGACGCGCGGGUGUUGGGAUUGAUAAUGUGGAUCUGCAGGCGGCCACUGAGUUCGGGUGUUUGGUGGUCAAUGCGCCGACUGCAAAUACCAUUGCUGCCGCCGAGCAUGGCAUUGCUUUGCUCGCUGCUAUGGCCAGGAAUGUCGCGCAGGCUGAUGCUUCCAUGAAAGCUGGAAAAUGGCAACGUAACAAAUAUGUUGGUGUUUCUCUGGUUGGCAAGACAUUGGCUGUCAUGGGCUUUGGUAAAGUUGGUUCUGAGGUUGCAAGACGUGCAAAAGGCCUUGGAAUGCAUGUUAUUGCCCAUGAUCCAUAUGCUCCAGCUGAUAGAGCACGUGCUCUUGGUGUGGAGUUGGUAUCUUUUGAUCAAGCCAUUGCCACUGCAGACUUUGUUUCGCUACACAUGCCUCUUACUCCCACCACUAACAAGAUAUUUAAUGAUGCAACAUUCGCGAAGAUGAAGAAGGGAGUGCGUAUGAUAAAUGUUGCUCGGGGUGGCGUUAUAGAUGAAGAUGCUUUAGUGAGGGCCCUUGACAAUGGAACAGUUGCACAGGCAGCCCUUGAUGUGUUCACGGAGGAGCCACCAUCCAAAGAUAGCAAACUAGUACAACACGAGAAUGUCACAGUUACACCACAUCUUGGAGCUAGCACAAAGGAAGCACAGGAAGGGGUUGCAGUGGAAAUAGCAGAGGCCGUUGUUGGCGCACUGAGAGGGGAACUUUCGGCAACUGCAGUCAAUGCUCCGAUGGUUCCUCCUGAGGUAUUAUCUGAAUUGGCUCCUUAUGUUGCUCUAGCCGAGAAGCUUGGUAGGCUGGCUGUACAACUGGUUGCUGGAGGAAGUGGAAUCCAAUCUGUGAAGGUGGUUUACAGGUCAUCUCGGGAUCCAGACAACUUGGACACCAGACUUCUUCGAGCCAUGAUAACAAAGGGCAUUAUUGAGCCUAUAUCAGAUGCCCAUAUUAACCUCGUCAAUGCAGACUUCACCGCCAAGCAGAAAGGGCUCCGAAUUAGCGAGGAAAGAGUUGUUGUUGACUCUUCCUCCGAGAACCCUAUCGAGUCUAUUCAGGUCCAAAUAAGCAAUGUUGUGUCAAAAUUUGAAAGCGCGUUGUUGGACAACGGAAACAUUAGCAUCGAGGGGAAAGUGAAGUAUGGGACACCUCAUUUGACAUGUGUGGGAUCAUUUAGUGUGGACGUGAGCUUGGAGGGAAAUCUCAUACUAUGCCGUCAAGUAGACCAACCUGGAAUGAUUGGGCGAGUUGGAAAUAUUCUUGGAGAGAGCAAUGUGAAUGUGAGUUUUAUGAGUGUGGGAAGGACUGUUAGGAGGACAAAGGCCAUUAUGGCAAUCGGUGUAGAUGAAGAGCCUGACAAGGAUACCCUGAAGAAGAUUGGAGAAGUGCCUGCAGUUGAAGAGUUUGUGUUCCUUGAUCUUUGAAGUUUUGGUCGAUUUGGUUUGUUUAAAAGUCUGAGGGAUGUCACAAACUUGAAUAUGUUGCAGUAAUUUAGAAUAAAAGACAUAGGCAACAGAGGCUAAAACAAAACAGCUAUGGUGCCAAAUUGUCUCCAGUGUUGAUGGAUAUUAGAUAAAUUUUGGUUGGAUUUUUGAGUGAUGUUGUUGUACCAGAAAAAUGGGUUUGCUACUAUAUAACUAAUAUAUAAUUGAUGUGUUAUGGCAAUAUGAGUGGUGGGGUUGUCAAAGUUAGAAAUAGUGUUGGUAGUUGGUGCGUGUGUAUUGUGUAUUGUGUAUUGUAUAUUGUUGCGCUUGGGCGUGGCGAAAAUACACUCUUGAAUGUAAUUCUUACUGAUGAAUAAUAGAUUCAAUUUGGAUCUGUUGCUAUGCAAUGCAA
Messenger RNA from Sesamum indicum (sesame), 2493 nucleotides. RefSeq names its product D-3-phosphoglycerate dehydrogenase 2, chloroplastic. Gene Ontology annotation, biological process: L-serine biosynthetic process. The record is from RefSeq and is a predicted model, not a curated record. Gene Ontology annotation, molecular function: NAD binding; phosphoglycerate dehydrogenase activity. Gene Ontology annotation, cellular component: chloroplast stroma. Lineage: Eukaryota; Viridiplantae; Streptophyta; Magnoliopsida; Lamiales; Pedaliaceae.